AUGUUAUCUCAAGUAUCUAGACGUGCCUUAUCGGUAAGAUCUUUCUCUACCUCCAGAAUUGCUUUUGCUGCUCCACCAUCAGGCGGUAAGGAUUCAUUCAGGGAAAAGGAAAACGCUGAAGAAGCUGCUUAUGUUAGAAAGCAUGAAGCUGAACAAUUGGCCAAGUUAAGAGAAGAAUUAGCUAAGCAAAAGACCAAGAUUGCCGAGUUAGAAGAAUCUAUCAACAAGAAAUAA
Messenger RNA from Dujonia railenensis, 234 nucleotides. Lineage: Eukaryota; Fungi; Ascomycota; Pichiomycetes; Serinales; Debaryomycetaceae. The record is from the annotation of a GenBank genome assembly.